Messenger RNA from Pipra filicauda (Wire-tailed manakin), 1484 nucleotides. RefSeq names its product cingulin. Gene Ontology annotation, cellular component: myosin complex. Lineage: Eukaryota; Metazoa; Chordata; Aves; Passeriformes; Pipridae. The record is from RefSeq and is a predicted model, not a curated record. The annotation marks the transcript as partial. The transcript has 7 exons.
GCCCCUUCCCUGGGGACACUUCCCAGGAAAGGCCCCUUCCCUGGGACACUUCCCACCUGGAAAGGCCCCUUCCCUGGGGACACUUCCCAGCUGGAAAGGCCCCUUCCCUGGGGACACUUCCCAGCUGGAAAGGCCCCUUCCCUGGGGACACUUCCCAGGAAAGGCCCUCCCGCAGGUGUCCCGGCUGAAGCAGGCGCUGCAGGAGAGCCAGGCCGAGCGGGAGAACGUCCUGCUGGAUAAGGAGGUGCUGCUCCAGCGCCUGCACAACCUGGAGCAGGAGAUGGACGCCCGGAAGCGCUCCCAGGACGAUCGAUCCCGGCACGUCAAAACGCUGGAGGAAAAGUCCAAGCGGCUGGAAGUGGAGCUGGAUGAGGAGAGGAGCACGGUGGAGCUGCUGACGGAGCGGGUCAACCGGAGCAGGGACCAGAUCGAGCAGCUGCGGGCGGAGCUGCUCCAGGAACGCUCCAGCCGGCAGGACCUGGAAUGUGACAAGGUGUCCCUGGAGCGGCAGAACAAGGAGCUGAAGAACCGCCUGGCCAGUUCCGAGGGGCAGCACCGGCCCAGCAGCAACGUGUCCCAGCUGGAAGCGCGGCUGGAGGAGCUGCAGGACCAGCUGCAGGCCGAGGAGAGGGAGAAGAACGUCCUGCUCUCCUCCAACCGCAAGCUGGAGAGGAAGGUGAAGGAACUCACCAUCCAGAUCGACGACGAGCGGCAGAGCGUCAGCAACCAGAAGGACCAGCUGAGCCUGCGGGUGAAGGCCCUGAAGCGGCAGGUGGACGAGGCGGAGGAGGAGAUCGAGCGCCUGGAGGGCGCGCGGAAGAAGGCGCAGCGGGAGCUGGAGGAGCAGCACGAGCUCAACGAGCAGCUGCAGAACCGCGUCAAGGCGCUGGAGAAGGAGGCCUGGCGCAGAGCCGCGCGCUCGGCCGCCGACUCGUCGCUGCAGGACGAGCAGCUGAGCUCGGACGAGGAGUUCGACAGCGCCUACGGCCCGUCCUCCAUCACCUCCCUGCUCAACGAGCCCAACCUCCAGACCAGCUCCUGCUGACACACCGCAGUGGGGCCAGUUCCCCCUUCGGAUGCUGCUGCUGCUCGAGGAAAAAAAAACACUUCCGAGGACAUGAAGGAAGGAAGGGUGGGAACCCCCUGGGAACCUCCUGGGAACCUCUUGGGGACCUCCUGGGGACCCCCUGGGAACCCUUGGGGCCCCCCCCGGACUCUGUUCUCAGCUCUGUAUCUUCCCACGGGUCUCAGGGCGUGUUUGCACCGUGGUUUGGGGCCGGGGGGACCUGCUGGGCCACGCCGGUGUCCCCCGGGGGAGGGACCCACUCGCCGUCCCCGCUGCCCCCUCGGUGGCCACCGUGGCCAUGGGGGGGUUCAGGGUCCCGUGGGGGUGUCUGGGGACCCCCCCCGGGUUAUUUUUCUAUGCAGCCCCUCCUUGCCCCUCCAAGCGCUGUUUUAAAUAAACCCUCCCAUUUCAGCGCCGG